Molecule: messenger RNA, 420 nt
Organism: Melanotaenia boesemani (Boeseman's rainbowfish)
Lineage: Eukaryota; Metazoa; Chordata; Actinopteri; Atheriniformes; Melanotaeniidae
Exons: 3
Coding region: 1-420 (139 amino acids)
Biological process (GO): signal transduction
Molecular function (GO): protein binding
Source: RefSeq, a predicted model, not a curated record
AUGCCCAACAAAGCUCAAGAGGACGCUGUCAUCAACCUGAAGACACUGCAGGAGAUUUCCAGGCAGGUCGGCUUUGAGUGGACAGUUUUGGCCUAUGAGCUUGGCUUCAACAGAACCGAGAUAGGGAGGUUUCACACCAGCUCUACUGAGAAGAGUGUGCAGGCCAGAGCCAUGUUGGAAAGCUGGUAUGAGAGGUCAUGGGACAAGCCAAAUAAGACCAAGCUGCUGCAAGAUGGACUGGAGAAGGCAGGCAGACGUGAUCUGGCUGAGAAACUGCGCUGCCUCCACUGGGGUCACCAGAAGCUGAGCAAAAGGGUGGAGCUUCCCUCUGCUUUCCCCUUUAUCAUCACAAUCCAUAAGACCAUUCGCAACCAAGAUGCACUGCGCAGAAUCAAUGACCUCAACCGGAGAUUCACUUAA